Messenger RNA from Penicillium taxi, 3099 nucleotides. RefSeq lists its product as uncharacterized. The transcript is spliced from 4 exons. Bases 1 to 3099 code for a protein of 1032 amino acids. NCBI's taxonomy places the organism in Eukaryota, Fungi, Ascomycota, Eurotiomycetes, Eurotiales, Aspergillaceae. The record is from RefSeq and is a predicted model, not a curated record.
AUGUCGUCGAACCUCACUAUACUUGAUAUCCCUACUCUUGUAGAAGUGACAAGGGAACUAUACAGCCGAUGCCAGCCCAUCACAAAGGACGCCCCCGAUGGAUUCCAGAGUCUAGUUGAAGAGUUGGGCCUAAUGCAACAUAUUGCUCAAACACUGGAGAAUGACUUCAGCUCUAAAACUCCCUUUCUUGAGAAAAUGGGCGAAGGUCGCAAAGUAGUUCUGGAACGAUGUCUCAAUGCAUGUUUUCAAGCUCUGGAGCAAUUCAAGGUUCUCUUGCAGCGGUAUCAAGAGGCUGGUAUCGGUGAGGGAAAGCAAUUCUGGCAGAAAAUCAAGUGGAGCACACAGCAGACACAUGUUGAAGACCUGAGGUCUAAGAUUUUGGUUCAUUCAUGUAAUCUUAGUUUUUUUACAGGCUCUAUCAGAAAUGUCCUCUUGCAACGAAGCAUGAAAGAGUCAAAUCAGAUGGACAAGUCUCUGCACGACUCAUUCUCGUUCUCUAGCGCAGAUUUAGAUAUCGCAAAUUUGCCACAGAGCGAAAAAGAUGAGAGUUCCAGUGAGCAUGAACAGCCGGUUCAAGUGCCUCGACGACUUAGGCCUCGAAUAUCUCCCAGGAUUCUAAGAGAUGGGCCGAAUCUAGUACGGAUAUCCACCUCAUCGAAUUCGAUCGCUUCGCUGAGGUCAAGAGGAACCAGUUAUGCUAGAAUAACACCUACUUUGCCGCUGUCCUUUAAUUCCAACUAUUCCCUUUCUGAGACGGUGAAUGGGAGAAUCGGCGGGGCUCAACAUAGAAGUGAUCAGAUUAUUUACGAAGAUUCAGUGUACAGUCACGAAAUUGAGGAGAUCUACUGGGAAGCCGAUUCUGAUAAAAAAGGCUUACAUGAGAAAAGUGAGGUAUCAAGCCUAGAUCUGGGAUAUGAUGAUGUUAUGGAGGCAGUCGACCGAGUAAUGCACGGGCUGAAUCAAAUACGAUUAGAAGAAAAACUCACUCAGCCGAUCCGGUAUGUGCCACAAAGCAAACUACACAGGCCGGACUUUGAGACUAUCAAGGCUUUUGAGGCUUCAAUAAUUGGGGGGCCUCAAGUUCGAACAAUAAUCAUGAGAGACUGGCUUGUUGUUGCCAUAUGGUGGCUAUUAAAAGCAAAGAAUACACUCGCCAACUGCAGUAGACAUAACUAUGUCAAUGCCAGAGGUAGUAUGAGUCCAACUACAGACCUCAGGAGUGACUCCCAGCAAGCCUACGUAAAUUUGUUGAAAGCCUCAUACAUUCUUUACAACAUUGUCCUUCAGGAUGAGAGCUCACCUGCUUUGCUAUCAGAUGAGAAUCGAAAGUCCAUUGCUGAAAUUUCUGAGGGUAUUAAUGAGGAGCUUUCUCAAUUUACAUCCAUAGACAUCCCUGAUCCGUCGAUGCUACUUUCGCAGAAUCUUGAAAUCUGGGAACCUCUUCAAUAUGAAGAGACUCCCAAUAUAACAGACCUUUCCUUCGGUACUGAAAAUACACGUUGGAUAGCUGUCAAUCAGGAUGAUGCCGGCAAUGAGGAAGAAAAAUUCCUAUACCGCACAUUUGUAAAUGCGGGAAUAGGUAGCAAGAAGUUUCGCAUGCGCACCAAGCGCGCGCCUUACAUGCUCUUGCUCACUGCAAAGGAAGUUGAAAGUGAACCAAAGAUUGUUCUGUGCAAUCAGAGUGGGUCUUUGUGUCUUCAACGUGACUUUGUACCUGAAGACUUACCACAGAUGGUUGAGAUUUCCAAUGCUGCUCUGGCUAGGUUUCCAGGAACUCAGAUCUCGGAACCCUUAUAUUUCAAGUUUAACAAUACCAGCGUCACUAUAUAUUUCCAGUUUGAAGCGCACCUUACCAAUUUCAUCGCAAUGCCAAAUUCUUACUUCAAUGCCGUAAAACUACGGCAACCACUUCACUCGAAAGAAUUCACCGAGAGUGUCAUCUUUAAGAAUUAUGUGGAAACGCUAGAGCAACCGAAGAUGCCGAAUUUGAUUCCCAUAAACUUACCAGCAGUAUCAAAGUCAUGUGAAGUUCGCAUCCUGGAGAGAUCCUUCAGUGAGGCCUGGCGCUGCAUGAGAAGAAUGGUUAUCAGUCUAUCUGUAGCAGAGAAGGCCUCACGCUGCAUUGAGCUCUUCCUUCCACUUAGUCGAGUUCGGGUUUACCACGAAGACGAAUCUAACCAGGUACUUCUCAAAUGGUCGGACACCUGUCAGGAGCGAUUUGACAAAACAGACGGUAACUAUAACAUGCUGCACUCCUAUGUAUACGACGACAGUAUGCCAAAUCUCGGCAUAAGUCUGCGCUUUCGCACACCACAAGCAGCUGUGGAGUUGAAGAACGCCAUUCUUGAGAUGAACUUCAAGACAUGCUUUGCAUGGUCACAGCCUAGUAGUUCAGGUUGUAUCUACGACGUGGUAGAUACGAACAUGGAGCAAAAACAGUGCAAAGCUUUAGUCUUGUUUCAAAAUAACGAUUCAUGGCAAUAUUCCGACGUCUAUUAUCUCUAUCGUGAUGCAGACUUUGUCUACAAUCAGCCACUCAAAAUCCAGUUUCCUAGAGCCUCCUAUACCGAUUAUAUUUCAAACCAUGUGGAUCAGCUGUACGCGGCCGACUCUCCGAUCGGCUUUUCGCAUUGCCAACUUGAGAUUGGGCCAGCCACAGUCGAAUUCGACGAUGAGGCUAUUUCUCGCGCAUUCCUCAGCGCGUUGUCACCUUUGUAUGAACUUCUCUAUUCACGUCGCAUACAUUCAUUAUCUACCAAAACCCGGCCUAUUUUUGGCCAGAAGAAAUCCGAGAAAGGAGCAGCUAGACUUCAACUCUGGCGGCGAGCGGGAGAUUCGUUCCAGCUUGCGGCACGCUGGCAGGACGAUGUGCGAAAUAAGUGGCUGACGAUGGCGGUCCCAUCUGAUCUUGCUGACAAGUCUAGAGAUGGUACUCGCGUGAACUUUCCGCGAUUGCCUUAUUCUCGUGGAGUGACUCUUGAUAUGAUGAAUAUUAUGACUCGAGGUCCUAAGUCGACAAUUGUGGAGAGUCACGAGGGAUCUCUUGCAUUUAUUUUUGAAACUAGCGUAGGUAAGAUAAUCUUCCUUCCCGAUUGUUGA